Molecule: messenger RNA, 703 nt
Organism: Penaeus vannamei (Pacific white shrimp)
Lineage: Eukaryota; Metazoa; Arthropoda; Malacostraca; Decapoda; Penaeidae
Source: RefSeq, a predicted model, not a curated record
GGCGCCCCAGCACGGCCGCGGCCCCCACCAUCAGCUGGCCCACGCAGAGGGCGCGGACGGCGAGGACGACCCGCCCGGUGGCGCCGGCGGCGACCACGACCCGCGCGCCCUGGUGGAUGGCCUACGAGGCGACGGAGACCAGGACGGCGGCGCCCGCUCCUGCAACUACCACAGCACCUACAACCACGACUACAACAACACCAAUUACAACCACAACUACGACUACAGCCGCACCAACUACAACAACGACUACAACCACGCCAACAACUACCACAACCACACCAACUACAACUACCACUACACCUACUACAACUACGACUACAACCACACCCACAACGACGACAACACCAACUACGACUAAAGCGACAUUCAUUCUAAAACCAAAGAAAACAACUAAACCCAAUGUAAACUGUCGAAAAUUAUGUUUCAGCGAGACAGGAGAAAGCUUUUGUUGCGAUUCAGCUGAUGGAGUCUGUCCUCUGAAACCUUCUGUCUGCUCAGCUGUCAGCACAAGACGUCGCAAGAGAAAAUGCGCGUUCGAUGCCCAGUGUGCUGAGGGCUACAAGUGCUGCUUCGACAACUGCAUCGAGGACUACGUAUGCAGGAGGACUGUCUUCUUGCCGAAGUCGAGCUUGCGUAAGUCGAGGAGGAGGGCGAAGGGGCCGGCGGAGGGUCAGCCUUAAUUCCUUCGGCUGGGCGCGAG